Ochotona princeps (American pika) is the source of this 1497-nucleotide messenger RNA. It is a transcript of the gene LDHD, whose product is annotated as lactate dehydrogenase D. Lineage: Eukaryota; Metazoa; Chordata; Mammalia; Lagomorpha; Ochotonidae. Gene Ontology annotation, biological process: lactate catabolic process. Bases 43 to 1497 code for a protein of 484 amino acids. Gene Ontology annotation, molecular function: FAD binding; D-lactate dehydrogenase (cytochrome) activity; D-lactate dehydrogenase (NAD+) activity. Gene Ontology annotation, cellular component: mitochondrion. The transcript has 11 exons. The record is from RefSeq and is a predicted model, not a curated record.
UGCCCGAGGCCAUUCACCUACUGGCGUAGCUGUGUAGCAGCGAUGGCCCACCUGCUCCGGGUGGCCCUCUCGGGGCUGCCCCCCUGGAGGGGGUACUGCUCCCAGGGGGCAAAGGGCGUGCUCAGCGAGGGCUUUGUGGAGGCCCUGAAGGCGGUGGUGGGGACUCCGCACGUGUCCACUGCCGCUGCGGUGCGGGAGCAGCACGGGCGCGAUGAAUCCAUGCACCGGUGCCAGCCCCCGGACGCUGUGGUGUGGCCCCAGAGUGCCGAGCAGGUCAGCAGGCUGGCGGCGCUGUGCUAUGGCCAGGGCGUGCCCAUCAUCCCCUUUGGCACCGGCACCGGCCUCGAAGGGGGUGUCUGUGCCACGCAGGGCGGGGUCUGCAUUAACCUGACCCGCAUGGACCGCAUCCUGGAGCUGAACCCCGAAGACUUCUCUGUGGUGGUGGAGCCUGGCGUCACACGCAAAGCUCUCAAUAGGCACCUACGCGACAGUGGCCUCUGGUUUCCCGUGGAUCCAGGUGCGGAUGCCUCUCUUUGUGGCAUGGCGGCCACAGGGGCCUCGGGCACCAACGCUGUGCGCUAUGGCACCAUGCGGGACAAUGUGCUCAACCUGGAGGUGGUGCUGCCUGAUGGACGGCUGCUUCAUACCGCAGGCCAGGGCCGCCACUUCCGCAAGUCUGCAGCAGGCUACAACCUCACUGGUCUCUUCGUGGGCUCUGAGGGGACCCUGGGGCUCAUCACAGCCGCCACCCUGCGCCUGCACCCUGCACCUGAGGCCACAAUGGCCGCUACCUGUGCGUUCCCCAGUGUCCAAGCUGCAGUGGAUUGCACUGUUCAGAUUCUCCAGGCUGCGGUGCUCGUGGCCCGUAUCGAGUUCCUGGAUGAGGUCAUGAUGGAUGCCUGCAACAGGCACAGCCAGCUCCACUAUCCCGUGGCGCCCACGCUCUUUCUGGAGUUCCACGGCUCCCAGCAGGCACUGGCUGAACAAGUGCAGCGGGCAGAAGAGAUCGCCCAGCACAACGGAGCCGCUCACUUCUCCUGGGCCAGCGAAGCCGAGCAGCGUAGCCGGCUCUGGGCAGCGCGGCACAACGCCUGGUACGCAGCCCUGGCCCUGCGGCCUGGCUUUAAGGGCUACUCUACGGAUGUCUGUGUGCCCAUUUCCCGGCUGCCAGAGAUCCUGGUGCAGACCAAGGAGGAGCUGAAGGCCUCAGGACUCACAGGAACCAUUGUGGGGCAUGUGGGUGAUGGCAAUUUCCACUGCAUCCUGCUGGUCAACCCGGAGGAUUCCGAGGAGCUCCACAGGGUCAAGGCUUUUGCUGAGGAUCUGGGCAGGCGUGCUCUGGCACUCCACGGAACUUGCACGGGGGAGCACGGGAUCGGAUUGGGCAAGCGGCAGCUGCUGCAGGAGGAGGUGGGCCUGGUGGGCAUGGAGACCAUGCGGCAGCUAAAGGCUGCACUGGAUCCUCAAGGCCUCAUGAACCCAGGCAAGGUGCUGUGA